Molecule: messenger RNA, 4541 nt
Organism: Acinonyx jubatus (cheetah)
Lineage: Eukaryota; Metazoa; Chordata; Mammalia; Carnivora; Felidae
Gene: GZF1
Product: GDNF inducible zinc finger protein 1
Exons: 6
Coding region: 237-2735 (832 amino acids)
Biological process (GO): negative regulation of transcription by RNA polymerase II; regulation of cytokine production; regulation of immune system process
Molecular function (GO): protein binding
Source: RefSeq, a predicted model, not a curated record
CCGCGUGCGGGGAGCGGGCCGGCCGCGCGUGCCCUCCGGGAGGAGCCGCGGGCCUCGGGAGCGCAGGAGCCAGGGACGGCCGGGAGUCGGAGGUCCAGGCCCGGUCACGCGGGCGCCUUGGACGCCCGCGGCCCAGCAACCACCGAGUCCAUUUGCAGCGGGGGCGUGUGUCCCUCCCUCGGAAGUGUGCUGGUCGGAGGGGCGGAGGAGGCGGGGGCGUCCUCCGUUGGAGCGCGAUGCCCACCCGGACGCGGCUGGGCGGGAGCGCCGCACCCUCCCCAGUGCGGAGGGGCCUCGGAGAGCCGCCAGCUAGAGCGCGAUGCUCCAGACGGAGAUGCGGCCGGGUGCCAUCCAAUUACAGUGGGAGAUGCAGCUGUCACCCAGGCCGGAGGAUUCCUGUCGCCAUGAUCACUGCCUUUCCUUCCUGUGCUGAGACAGGAUGGGAAAUCUUGCUCAGAAAUCACUUUGUUGAUAGACUCAAAAAUUACUAUCAGGCCGCCUCUAUGUUUACACGUCUGCCCGAGGUGCCGUUUGGCAGAGGUUUGGGAAAGUGGAGGGCUGCUGAGCUGUUUUUGGAAAGAAGAAACAUGGAAAGUGGUGCAGUUCUGCUGGAAUCCAAAUCCUCACCAUUCAACCUUCUGCAUGAAAUGCAUCAGCUGCGCCUUCUUGGUCACCUGUGUGAUGUGACUGUCAGUGUGGAGUACCAGGGUGUCCGCGAAGAGUUCAUGGCUCAUAAGGCUGUGCUGGCAGCCACCAGCAAGUUCUUUAAAGAAAUGUUUCUUAACGAGAAGACUGUGGAUGGUACGAGGACUAAUGUCUACCUAAAUGAAGUGCAAGUUGUUGACUUUGCUUCAUUUCUUGAGUUUGUCUACACUGCGAAGGUACAGGUAGAGGAAGAUCGGGUGCAGCGAAUGCUGGAAAUGGCCGAGAAACUGAAAUGUCUGGACUUAUCGGAAACUUGUUUUCAGUUGAAGAAGCAGAUGUUAGAGUCGGUACUUCUGGAGUUGCAGAACUUCUCUGAGUCACAGGAGGCAGAAGGGAGUAGUGGCUCCCAAGCCACCAUUGUCCCUGACCCCAGGGCAAGUCCCACUGUGGACAGUCCUCUUGCUAACGGCCUCGGGGAUUCCUCAGAUCCCCCAGCAGAGACAAUCAGCAAUGGUGUGUUGCCAGAUAUGCCCCCCAGGAAGUCCAAGGAGAAACCAGACAAGAAAAAAGAUGCAGUCAAGCCUCCCUACCCAAAAAUCAGAAGGGCCAGUGGAAGGCUGGCUGGAAGAAAGGUGUUUGUGGAAAUCCCUAAAAAGAAAUACACAAGAAGGCUCCGGGAGCAGCAGAGAAGUGCCGAGGACAACAUGGGGGACUACUGCAGCCCCCAGGACCCUAACCCGGAUGCCAUGGGUGCAGAAAUGGAGCCCGUCACAAAACAUGAAGAAUGUGGCACGGCAGUGGAGGCAGUGCAGGUGCUGCCAAAAGUGGGUGGCCGGGAGGAUGCAGGCCGUCGGGAGGAGGACGAGGACGAGGAUGAGGAGAGUGAGAAGAGGAAGAGCAACUUCAAAUGCACUAUCUGCGAGAAAGCCUUUCUUUAUGAGAAGAGCUUCCUGAAGCACAUCCGGCACCAUCACGGAGUGGCCACUGAGGUGGUUCACCGCUGCGAUACGUGCGGCCAGACCUUUGCCAACCGCUGCAACCUCAAGAGCCACCAGCGCCACGUGCACAGCAGCGAGCGCCACUUCCCAUGCGAGCUAUGCGGCAAGAAGUUCAAGAGGAAGAAGGACGUCAAGCGGCACGUGGUGCAGGUGCACGAGGGUGGCGGCGAGCGACACCAAUGCCAGCAGUGCGGCAAGGGCCUGAGCUCUAAGACGGCGCUGCGGCUGCAUGAGCGGACGCACACGGGCCACAAGCCGUAUGGCUGCACCGAGUGCGAGGCCAAGUUCUCUCAGCCCUCGGCGCUGAAGACCCACAUGAGAAUUCAUACAGGGGAAAAACCUUUUGUCUGUGAUGAAUGUGGUGCAAGAUUCACUCAGAACCACAUGCUGAUUUAUCAUAAAAGGUGUCACACAGGUGAAAGACCUUUUAUGUGUGAAACAUGUGGCAAGAGUUUUGCUUCUAAGGAGUAUUUAAAACAUCACAAUAGAAUCCAUACUGGAUCCAAACCCUUUAAAUGUGAAGUUUGUUUCAGGACUUUUGCCCAACGGAAUUCACUCUACCAGCAUAUUAAAGUCCAUACAGGGGAACGUCCUUACUGCUGUGACCAGUGUGGUAAGCAGUUUACCCAGCUCAACGCUCUCCAGCGUCACCAUCGCAUCCACACAGGGGAGAAGCCGUUCAUGUGUAACGCGUGCGGGCGGACGUUUACUGACAAGUCCACUCUGCGGCGGCACACCUCGAUACAUGAUAAGAAUACUCCAUGGAAGUCUUUCCUUGUUAUUGUAGAUGGCUCACCCAAGAAUGAUGACACACACAAGACUGAACAGCCGGACGAAGAAUACACACCAUCCAAACUUUCAGAUAAGUUGCUGUCUUUUGCAGAAAAUGGCCAUUUUCACAACCUAGCCACAGUCCAAGCUAGUGUACCUGCCGUGCACGAGAACAGUUCUGCAGACACGGCUUGCAAGUCAGAUGAUUCUGUGGUGUCUCAGGACGCUCUGCUGGCCACCACCAUCAGUGAGCUUAGUGAGCUGACUCCACAGACAGACCCGAUGCCCACACAGCUUCACUCUCUGACCAACAUGGAAUGAAAGCUUGGAGUCACCUGCCAAGCAGAUCCUACGCUGCGUCUCUGUGUGAGUGAUCACUGUACACAAGUUAGCAUCGGGGGCCAAGACCAAGAACUGUGUGGGCAAAAUGGGCAAGAAUAGCUUCUGCACAUUUUCCUGAAUCUCUGCUAACUUGCACGUCUUUAUCAAAGCAUUUUUAGAGCUUUCCCUUAAAAAUCCCAGUCUGCAUGACCUCAGCUACACUUGAUCAAGAAACAAGGCAGUUAACAUGACCUCACUUAAUCCUGGUGCAGGUUGUAUGCAUAACCGUUCUAUUGCUUGUCUUGAUGUGUAUGAAGUUUGGACAACUACAUAACUAUAGAUCCAGAGCCCUGGCCCAGCUCUUAAAGUUAGUGUUCGUGGUCUCCCUGGUCUCUCAGCCUGCCUUACACUUCAGUAUGGGUUUAUUACUCUGAUACCUUUAGGCUAUUAGCUGAAAUAAAACUGGGACCAUGUUUUCAACUCUUUCCUAUUAAACUGAAGCAAGUCUGAUUUGCUCUGGGGACCCUUGAAUGGGACUGAAGAAAUGGACAGUUGCAUCCAUUCCCUUCCACCUCUUGUUUGUAGGCACUGAAGAAGAAAUGACAAAUUGAACGCUUGCAGAAUGGCUUAGUAUACUCUCUACUUACAGCACAUAUGCAGCUAGGAAAUCGGUCCUGGAAUAACUGCUAAAAUGAAAUGUGGCUGGUGGGUUUCAUUCCUAAAAUCUGAUUAGGUAAAAGCUGUCCUACCAAAGAUUCUAGCAGCAAAUGGUAUAGUUGUUUUACAGAGGCGUAAAAGAUUAAGCAAGAGGAGUUAGAACACUUGAAACAUCAUGUAGUCCUUUUAUUCACAAGUAGCAAUGAGGUGGUCUGGCACAUCUUAGAACACAGAGUGUUAGUAUUUUUGGCUAGGUAUUCUUGACUGACUCCGUGAUGUUCAGAAACCCAGAAUUUCUCAUUCAUGUAUCAAGAGCUUGACACAGACAAGUAAUUCCCAGAGUUUCCUUGGGAGCACGUGAGCAUGUAGCAGAAGGGACCAAAGGUUUGGAACUUGUCUUUGAUUAUGCCUUAAGAGUGGAUUGUGAAGAACCAGUAACUUUGUCUUAUGUGCUUCUGAGGCUGACUCGUGCUGGCCUUGUGCUCAAAAUGAAUUUGCAAUGAAGAUAACUCUGCUGUAUUUGCUAAGCCUGACCUUGGUUCCAGUGGCUUGGGUAUGUUGCCACACGCUAAGUGCUUUGAUUCAUGUGUAACCCUAAACAUGCUAAUUUAAAAAGAGAACCCUGAAGAAUUCUUUUAUUAGUUGCUAUUUUUCCUACAUUUUAAUUUAUUAAACUUGCUGUGAAAACAUACACACUUUCUAAGAGAAAGGCAGUUUAUCCUGAGUUCCAGAAUGAAGUCACACCUGCACUAUGCCAGAGACUAAUGCAGGAAGACAUUCUCCCUAAAUGCUUACUUUGUUCUAACUUGUGACAUGUUAAACACGAAAGCCACUCUGAGAUGUUUUAGGUGCUGAUAAAAUGUUUCACACUUGCUCUUGAAAAUCACAGUACUGAAUUUUCAAUGAUAACAUAUCGUGGUUGUGUUUAUAGAAUAAAAGUGAUGUCACACAACCAAUUUUGUUCUCGGUAAGAGAAUGAGCCUGCCCAGCUGAUGUACUGUUUCAUGGGAUAAAGUCAUCUUAAUGAGAAGGAAUUUAAAUAAUAGAUUAUUUUGUUACCUACUGGAAGAAAUUUUGUCUUGAAUUUGUUUCUUUAGAAAUUCUACAAAAAGUCAUUUACUGUGUUAAUAAAUGUUUGCUUUGUAAAAA